ACUGAAGAAGAAACACAUUUACUUUUGUUGUGUGUGUUGGGUGAAAGCGGUACAGGGGGAAAUGUUGUCAAAAGCUGUGAAAACGUGUUUUUCCGGUGUGAAAAAUGUAUGUCGAGGUGGACAAGUACUUUCUACUGCAAAUACCAGAUUGCAACACAGCCAGCCCCAGGAAGGGGAUGCUCCCCCGUCCAAUCGUCCGGAGACGUCCAGCGCCAAGACUCUGAUGGACAUCGGUACCCGCAGGAUCUUCAACGAGGACCAUGACAUGUUCAGGGAGAGUGUCCGACGUUUCUGGACAGAGGAGGUGGUGCCCUACCACAAGGAGUGGGAGAAGGCAGGUAUGGUGAGCAGGGAGCUAUGGCAGAAGGCUGGGGAGCAGGGUCUGUUGGGGAUCCUCACUCCAGAGGAGCACGGUGGGAUCGGAGGAGAUCUGCUGUCUGCAGCUGUGAUGUGGGAGGAGCAGAUGUACUCUAACUGCUCUGGCCCAGGCUUCGCCCUCCACUCUGAGAUUUGCAUGCCCUACAUCAGUAACUACGGCUCCAAGGAACAGAUCGAUCGCUUCAUACCGCAGAUGGCUGCUGGGACCUGCAUCGGGGCUAUCGCCAUGACGGAGCCAGGAGCUGGCAGUGACCUCCAAGGUGUCAGGACGUACGCUAAGAAGGACGGCGAUGACUGGAUCCUCAACGGUAACAAGGUGUUCAUCACCAACGGUUGUAUGGCCGACAUGGUGAUCGUGGUGACCGUAACGAACCGCGAGGCGAAAACAGCGGCCCACGGGAUCAGCCUCUUCCUGGUGGAGAAAGGAAUGCCGGGCUUCCAGGCGGGCAAGAAGCUGGAAAAGAUUGGCCUGAUGGCACAGGACACGGCCGAGCUGUUCUUUGAGGACGUGCGUCUCCCUGCUUCUGCCCUGCUGGGACAGGUCAACAAGGGCUUCUACUACCUGAUGAAUGAGCUGCCACAGGAGCGCCUGCUGAUUGCAGACAUGGCCAUCGCCAGCAGUGAGUUCAUGUUUGAGGAGACCAGGAACUAUGUGACACAGAGGAAGGCUUUCGGCAAGACCAUCGCUCACCUUCAGACAGUGCAGCACAAGCUGGCAGAGCUGAAGACUGAGAUCUGUGUGGGCCGCUCCUUUCUAGACAACUGUCUCCAGCUCCACUCAGAGAAACGCCUGGACUCUCAAACAGCCUCUAUGGCCAAGUACUGGGCGUCUGACCUCCAGAACUCUGUGGCCACCCGGUGUCUGCAGCUCCACGGAGGCUGGGGCUACAUGUGGGAGUACCCCAUCGCCAAGGCGUUUGUGGACUCCCGUAUCCAGCCCAUCUAUGGAGGCACCAAUGAGAUCAUGAAGGAGCUGAUCGCCCGCAGUAUCGUCAGCCAGAAGUGAGGGAGACGUCCCAGUGACAUCACCAUGGAGGAGAGCUGGGGAGUGGUUAACAUAACAGGCUCUUACACCAACAGCAGUUUUGACUGGGUUAGCUACUUAGCUUGUUGUCGGUGCCUUUUAAAGUGAUUGUCAUGGUGAUUGAAGGUAGGCCAGUGGUAUGUCUGGGGUGAAUCUGAACUUUCACUUAAGUCAAAUUUUCACUUAGUCUCCCAUUGACUUCAAUGCAUGACUGAGAUAAAAUGGACUUAAGUGGAACUUAGGAUUCACUCCUCUUUGAAUAAGCAUGGACUGAAAUAAUAGAUAUUUAGGGUUUCUUUAUUUAAUUUAUUUGCUAAUAUUGCCUGGGAAUAUGUGUUUUUAACGCUCUAGAUGUAGGGUUGUUUAUCCCUUUCCUUGGGCAUCUACAAGGCAAACAAUAUUUUAUUGAAUCCAUCCAUACAUCCUUUCACGCUUGAAAUCUCAAGAGAUUGAAACAAUGAUCAAAUGCACAGAAUGAAAUUGUAUAUAUUUUUUUUAACCACCUUUGUUUGUGUCCAACUGUUUGUCCUGGUGUGUUUAUGGGGGUAGAAAACGAAAUGGUAUAGUCACGUAAGUUAGAAUGUUGUAGUUUGAAUGAAAGAUGUUACAGUAUUUUAUCCAUCCAUGUGCCUUUUGUCCAAACCGGAAGUACCCUUGCUCUCUUCUACUUAUAACUAUUAAUGAUCAUCAUUAAAACACCACAACAAGCCGUGUAUUAGAACAUUGCAGUACGUUUGAUUGUUGUGUUAGAUUUGUUUUAUUUUAUCUAAACACCACCUUAAUGUUGAUUUGAAAUAUAAUAUUGCUUGUUUAUUAAAGUUAUACAAUUUUGGUGA
This is a messenger RNA of Coregonus clupeaformis (lake whitefish), 2238 nucleotides long. It is a transcript of the gene acadl, whose product is annotated as acyl-CoA dehydrogenase long chain. Gene Ontology annotation, molecular function: flavin adenine dinucleotide binding; long-chain fatty acyl-CoA dehydrogenase activity. Bases 62 to 1384 code for a protein of 440 amino acids. NCBI's taxonomy places the organism in Eukaryota, Metazoa, Chordata, Actinopteri, Salmoniformes, Salmonidae. The transcript has 11 exons. The record is from RefSeq and is a predicted model, not a curated record. Gene Ontology annotation, biological process: long-chain fatty acid catabolic process.